This is a messenger RNA of Heterocephalus glaber (naked mole-rat), 1000 nucleotides long. Its product is annotated as methyl-CpG-binding domain protein 3-like 2B. The record is from RefSeq and is a predicted model, not a curated record. NCBI's taxonomy places the organism in Eukaryota, Metazoa, Chordata, Mammalia, Rodentia, Bathyergidae.
UAAAUUUAGAUGAUACCAGGUGAUAAAAUGAGUUUCCCAAGGUUCCACUAGUCACUUGUCUACAGAACACACCUAAACCUGUUGUGUUAACAGGGGAAUCAGAUGAGGGACCGCUGCAUCUUCCAGAAAGCCACAGACUGCCUUUAUCUCAGAAAUGGAGCCCAAAAGGAGAAUCCAAGCAACCAUAUGGGAGCCUGAAACACCCUCAAUUCCAAGCCAGCCUUUUGUGGGGAAGCUCAGAAGAAGCAUGCUACCCCCAGGUUUGCAGAAGAAACAAGUCCGAAAGUUCAGAGCUACCAGGCCCUUUACCAUCCCCAUGAGACUGACCAGCUGCAUCUUACCCAGGCCUGUGACGCUCAUCACCGCCCACCCUGGCAAUGAGGUCAGGUGCGGGCCCCACGAGGAGAAGCUGAAGAAGCCCCAGCAGCUGUGUACAAGCUGGAGGCUGCAGGCACUCAAGCACCAAGGCAGCGAAGAAGAAGGUUUAAGCCAAUUGGAUUUCACAAACGCCUUCCCAGCCAUGACUUCAGGAAGCCGAGGAGGAUCCUGGGGCCAGGCUGCUGCUGAGAGCUCGCAGCCCGCCCCUGGCCUGUCUCCCUUCUGGAAAGAGAUGAUCCCGGAAGCUUUUCACCUUGUCCCUCCCCCUUCCAGCCAGCAGGUCACUUCCGCAGACAUCCAGAGACAGGCUCGGAAAGUGAAGAGGGCCAGGGAGAGACUGGCCGAGGCCUUGAGGGCAGACAGCCUGGCCAGGGAGGCAGAGAGGCUGAGCAGCCAGGAGGAAAGGGCUGAAACCCAGGUGGAAACAGGAGCAGGAGCUGCUGGAGACUCGGAGAUGUGAGGCUGCUGGAGAGAUGGGAUUCACUAGAGUUUCCAGUGUUGUUGUCUGUCUUUUAAUUCUAGUUCUAAACUUGCCAAGGACCCUGUUACAUCCAAAGUUUUACUAUUAAACUUUAGAAGCAGAACAUAGGUGGUUUUGUGAGAUUAAAUUUCAUGUGGGAAG